Amoebophrya sp. A120 is the source of this 219-nucleotide messenger RNA. The record is from the annotation of a GenBank genome assembly. NCBI's taxonomy places the organism in Eukaryota, Dinophyceae, Syndiniales, Amoebophryaceae.
AUGAACAUCAAGCGCAACAACGAGAUGAAGGGUCGUCAACAGCGCUCGGUCUCUCCCAAGAUGAGCAGAAAUGAACAUCAACAACGACAGCCGGUGAAGGACGUUGUUGAACCAACAGCAGCCGCCAGUUCCGCCGCGGCCUCAAGUGCGGCCUCAAGUGCGAGUGUGAUCGCGGAAUACGACCGAAAUCACGUCCCGACGAAGCGUCUUCUAUCUGAC